CAGCAGGCAUACUGUGCUCUGUGUUAGGCCCCCAAACAAUGUCUGAAAGUUCUAAGAUGGGCCUAUUUGGCUCAAAAGAUAAGAAUAAGGAACAAAAAAAAGAACAAUCUAAAAAAGAAGAUUCUCCAGACCGUUAUGCACCAUACUGCAUCGACAGUGAUUCAGAAACCUAUGAUACAGAGGCAUUAAGCAUUAUGGAUAUAAAUGACAUUAUUGGUGUUCAAUCAGACCCUGUCAGUGACUCUACAUUAGAAAGUGAAAUUGCUGCUCUUUCACAAAUAAUCACUGAUUCAAAAGUAGAGAAUAACCAAACAAAUAUAAAGUCUAAUACUCAGAGUAAAGACAUAGAUAAUCAGAGUAUUAUUUGUGGUGAAAACAAAGAGUUUGGCGAUGAAAGAAAUAUUAUGGAAAAGGAACGGCAAGUGAUAGAAGACCCUAUAGUCUCUGAUAUAAAUAUUUUUGAUAGUGGUAAUACUAUAUUACAGUUACAAACUAGUAAACAUAAAAAUAUAUCUGAAAAUCUUGAUUCAGAUAGUUGUAUAAAUACUAAUACUAAUUUAGAUACUGACUCUGAUCUUGCAUCUUUGAGCAACGUAUGUACAAUAUCCUCUAAAGAAGUUCAUUUGGAACAUGGAACAAGAUGCCAUGACGAAUCUUAUAUCAAGCACAAUGCAGAUGCUUCAUUGGAAUCUACUAUAAAUGAGGUUUUCUCUCAAACUACUGUAAUAGAAAAAUCUAUUGCAGUUUCAAAAGUAAGCAUAAUUAAUGACCAUGCUAAGAAUUAUAAUACAAAACAUGAUGUAGAUACAUUAGUUAGCGUUGAAGGUAUUAGCGAAAGUUUACAACUUAUUGGUGAAGCAUAUAUAUCAGAGGAUUCACAAGAAACAAAUUCAAUUGAAACUGAUUUAAGGAAGGAUGAAUUACCAUUAACCUUUACUGAUAUUUCUCUGACAUUUCAUGUAAAAGAAGAAGAUAAUUCAAAUACUCUAAGUAAUGAGAAACAGAUUAUAGAUAACAUAAAUAUUGCAUGUGAAAAUAUAAUAUCUAAAGAGAAAUUAAAAGAUUCCUUAGAACAUAAAAAUCUGUCAGAAGAUUUCAGUAUUGUAGAAAAAACAUUAAGUAUUAACAACAAUAGAAAUGUGGAAGUUAUCUCUAUAUAUAAUCUAGAAGAAAAAAAUAAAGAAGACAAACAAGAUACAAGUCUUACAGUCAAAAAAUUUGAUGCAGAAGAGUUACAUAAUAUAAAAAAUCCAGAUUUUGAAUCGAAUGCAAUAAAAGAAACACUACAGCAAAUACAACCUGUCUUUGAUAAUAAAGAAAAUAAACAUACAUGUGAGGAAGUGCAAUGUUUAUCUGAAUAUAAAGAGAAAUCAGAAACAAUACGUGUAACAGAUAUAGUUUCAAAUGAAAAAACUGUAAUAGAAGAAAAAAGUGAAAUAAAUAAUCAGUUAGAAAAAACAUAUUCAAAAUCUAAUAAUAAAUUUAUAGAUAUACAAGCAUUAGAAAUUGAAUCUAACACAGGAAACAAGAAGUUAGAAGAAUAUAAAACUAAAAAAAUCAACCCUAUUGAAACAGUUGAUCAUUUUAAAGAACAGGACGAAAUUUGGAAUACAUCUGAAAUUGGAAAUCUGAAUUGUACAGAAGUAAUAAAUAUAACUACUCCAGAUAAUAAUAGUAUGAAUAAAACAGAUUUUCAACCUGACGUUAUAAAACAAUCACAAACAAAUAAAUUAGAACCAAUGGAAGAAUCAAACAAUGAAGAACAUUUAACAGAAUUAUGUACGACUUUUAAUAUGACUGAAAAAAUAAUAUCUAUUAAUACUGAUACUCUUGAUUCAGCAUGUACAGAGUUAAAUACAACAAAUAUAUUAACAACAACUGUUAAUUCAGAAAAAAAUAUUUCUAAUAAUAAUGUUAAUUCCAAUUAUAUAGAAAAUCCAGCUGAAGUUAGUUUCAGUUCUUCUGAUAAUAUUACAGAAAAUUCAUUGAUAAAAAGUUGUUAUUUUCUAGAUAACAAUAAAUCUUCAAUAUUUUCAGACACUACAGAAUCUGUCAUGGUAAAAUUGGACGUUUCUGGAUUUAAACCAAAGCAUGAUCCUAUACUUCCUAAUAAUUCGGAAGUAUUGGAAACUUGUAUCUCACAAAUAGAAAAAAAAGAUUGUUUCAAAGAUAUUACCAUUUCCAACAAAUCUACAGAAUCAGUGCAAAUGGAAAUUGAGGAACCUAAUAAUAAAACUGAUGUAAUUUCUGAUUUUAACAAAAGCACAAUUAAAACAUUACAAGACAAGAAUAAAAUAAAUGAUAAAAAUAAUAUGAGUACGAAGCAAUGCUUAUUUCAAGUACCUAUGAAACAAAUUGAUGAAGUAUCAUUAAAAGAAAAUGACAAUAAAAACAGUAAUUCUGAACAAUUACUUAAAAUAGAAACUAAAACUCAUGAGAUAAAAGAAGAAAAACAAUAUAUUCAGGAAACGUGUACAUUUAUAGAAGACAUAAACAAAGAUGUAGUUUCUCCGAAAUUAUUAGAUAAUACUAAGACAUCCUUUUCUCUGGAAGAAAAUAAAAUAAUAGAAGAUAAAAUAAUAUAUGAGACAAAUAAAAGAGAAGAUAUAGUUUCUUCAAAAUUAUUGGAUGAUAAUAAGGCAUUAUCUUUUUCUUUGGAGGAAAAUAAAAUAAUAGAGGAUAAAAUAAUAUGUGAAACAACUGAAGAAAAAUGUAACUUAGAAAAUAUUCCAGACAUAGAUGACACAACACAUAAUGAAAUUAUGAAAAAUAAUGAAGGUAUAGUUAAUAAAAAGGAAAAUUUGGAUGAAGUUACUAAUGAAGCUCAAAUAGAUCAAACCAAAAAGAUGUUGGAAAAGAAAAUUGAUCUAAUUACAAAUGUUGAAAAAAUAGAUUUAUCUAUUACAGCAUCUAGUAUUGAAGAAAAUAUUACGAAAGAGGAUGUAAAAGAAAUCAAUCAAGAACCAAAUGGCACACUAGAAAUAAAUGUAUCUGCUUCUUUUAAGAAUACAAAUAAUUUUCAAAAUAUAUUGCAAAAAGAAAAGAAGAAUGAAAAUGUAGAAAUGUUUGUAUGCACAACUAAUAAUACUAUUCCUAUUUUAUCAGAAGACUCUGGUUUAUUAAUGGAAAAAGCAGAUAUAGAAGAUAGUAUAAAAAGUUCUAUUUCAGAAAAUAAUCUGAUAAAUAUUCUUGAAGACACACCUAAAAUGACAGAUAUGUUUUCAGAAGAACAAUGUCAAAAUACUCAAGACAUCAUGGAAAGUAUUUUAGAUAAUGUGACAAAUGUAACUGAUCUUAAACAUCUUUUAAGUCCAGAAAAUAAUACAAGAAAUGAAAAUGAGGAUGGUCUUCAACAAUCUGUGGAAUUGAUAACAGUGGAAAAUGAAAAUAAAGAGUUAGUUCAAAAAUUACCUGAAGUAUCAUCUGAUAUGCUCCAUAAAGAAAUAGAAGAUCCAAUAGAAGCACCAAAUUUAGACUCACUAGAAGAAUUAUUAGAUCUUGACUUAAUACCUGAAAGUGAUGAAGUAACAAUAAAACAUGCAAAAAUAGAAGAAGAAGUACAAGAACAAGUAGAAGCAAUAGAUAAAAAUGUAGAUAUGACACUUUUUCUUCAGCAGUCUGAAGAUACAUCAUCUAUACCAGAAAAUCCAGAUUAUAUAGAACAUGUUAUUAAUAAUUGCUUAACAGAUAGAAAUGAUGUAUCAUUGGAAGAAACUACUGGUAAAAUAAAUAUUGAAACUUGUGAUCAAGAUAAAAUUGAAAUGAAUAUAACAUGUAAACCAAAAGAAUUAUUAAAAAUCAAUGAUGAUAUAAUAACUAUGUCUAUAACUAAAAAUUCAGAUGAUGUAAAUUUACAAAAACAACUGGAUGUUAAUAAUUCUUUACAAAGUAAUGAUCUAAAUAUUGGUUAUAUCGGGAAUCCACUUGAAUCUGUAGAAAAUUUAGAAAAAGGAACUUCUAAAUUAGAAAUUCCGCAAAAUAUUCUUUUAGAAAAUACAAAUCAAGAUGAACAUCUGAAUGAGACUUCUCUUGAUAUAGACAGCAAUCAGGCCACUCCUGAUAUUUCAGAAUUAGAAUCUGCUGUAAAAUUUUUACAAGAGUCAGAAGAGCAAGCAGUAGAGUCUUCUUUGGUUCUUUCUCCAAAAAUGGUAGAAAGUGUUGUUAAUGAUAUAUCAAAACAAGCAAAUUCAAAUCUUUUUGUACAGGAUGAAGAUAUUUGCAAUGAUACUUCUGAAUUGGUAGUUGAAUUACAAAGAAUUACUUCUGAUUCUAUUUCUAUAUCUGAAGCUGAGAUUAUAUCAGAAGCAGCAAAAUUGGAAAAUGAACGGAAACUUGCUGAACAAAUUAAAGUAAAUACUUCUAUAUCUUGUAUUGAAGAAAAUAAAUUGAAAGAAAAUAAAGAAAAAAUAGAAAAUGUUCCUUCAACAAUCGCUUCUUAUUUUAACACAACUACAGAGAAAAUGUCUAGUGAACAAAUAUUAUAUAAUUCAAAUGUACCUAGUACAAGUUCUGUAAAUUCUAAAAUAUCAGAUAGAAUGGCAAUAAUAGCUGAAUCUAUUCCCAAAAUUUCAAUUUUGGAAGAACGUUUGAAAGAACCACCAAAAAUAGAAAUUCCUACAUCAGACAUAACAAAAAUGUGUGAAACAUUAACAAGUACAAAAGAUAGUCUUCUAAUACCAAAAGAUGCAAAAAUGUCUGUAUAUCAAAAAAUGUUAGAAUCACCGAAAUCUAUCGAAAACAGAGAAUCCAAAAUUGUAGAUACACCUAAAAAGGAAAUAGAAAAAUAUGAUUUUGAAAAUGUUGGAUCUCCAAGAAUCAUACUAAAGAUUGUUAAAUCUGCAAUUGCAGAAUGUGCUGAACCAAGAUCGCCUAAAAGUCCAAAAAUUCGAUCAGCAACUAAUUCACCAAAUCCAGAAGAUAGUCCGGGUCAAAAAUUAGGAAAAAUUAAAUUAAAGCUUUCAAAAGGUGGACAUCCUUCUAUAAUAUCAAAUGAAAACAUUGAAGAUGUAAAUCAAUGGCAUACAGAGAGUGCAGCAUCAUUAUCUCCUAUUGGCAUGAAAAUUAAGUUAUCAAAGACAGGAGAUGCUUCAAUUUUACCAACGGAAAAAUACGAAUCUAUGGAUGAUUUAAAGGAAAUAAAGCAUAAAUUUGAAGAAACUAAAAGAACAGAAUCUCCAUUAGGAAUGAAAAUCAAAUUAUCAAAAACUGGUGAUGCUUCCAUUGUACAACAAGAUUCAAAAGAUAUCACAACAAAAUAUAAAGAAAAACUAGAUGUUAUGCAGGGAAGCCCAAAAAGAAUAGAUUCUCCUAUAGGAAUGAAAAUUAAACUUUUGAAAACUGGAGAUGCUUCCAUUGUACAACCAGAAAAACAAGAAAUGUGUGAAGAUCAUAAAGAUGGAAAAUUAAAAGAAAAAGUAGAAACUAUUUCUGAUCUACCAAAAAGAACUGAAUCUCCAAUCGGUAUGAAACUGAAAUUAUCAAAGAGUGGAGAUGUAUCUAUUGUAUCCCCUGAUGCAACAGAUGAAGGAAAAGAUAUAGUAGCCAAAUCAAAAGAAAAACUGGAAGCGUCUCCAGAAAUUCCUAAACGCACAGAUUCUCCAAUUGGAAUGAAAAUUAAAUUAUCAAAAACAAAAAGUGGGGCAUCUAUAAUUUCCAUAGAUAAUUCUGAAGAAAUGAAAGAAAAAGUAGAUAUUUCUGAUACACCAAAACGAACAGAAUCUCCCUUUGGAAUGAAAAUAAAAUUAUCAAAAAGUGGAGAUGCAUCUAUUAUACAUUCCGAAGUUUCAGAUGACACGAAGGAAAUUAAACAAAAAGAAAAAAUAGACGUAUCUCAAGAUUCAACAAAAUGCACAGAGGUUUCAUGUGGAAUGAAAAUUAAAAUGAUGAAAUAUGGAGAAACAUCUGUAGGUUUACCAGAAUUGAUAGAUCGACAUGAAAGUAAUCAUGAUUCAUCUCAAAGGAUAGAAUCUAUUGGUAUGAAAAUAAAAUUUUCAAAAUCUGGUGAUGCAUCAAUAGUUCCUCCUGAUAAACAAGAACAAGUAGAUGAGCAUAAGUGCAAAGAAACAUUAAAAGACUUACCUAAACGGACAGAAUCUCCAAUUGGAAUGAAGAUUAAACUUUCAAAAACAGGAGAUGCUUCGAUAAUACAAAAUGAAGUAAUAGAUAAUAAUAUAAAUAAAAAUAUCAACAAAUCGGAUAUAGAGUAUCAAAAAAAUUGUGAUACUUCUGUAUGUGCAAAAAUAAAAACAUCAAAAACUAGUGAUGCUCCUUUAAUAACAGAUUCUGAGAAAAAAGAAAAACAACAAAAAAGAAAAGAAACUGAAUCUCCAUUAGAAAUGAAAAUAAAGUUAUCAAAAACUGGACAUCCAACAAUUGUACCUUGUGAAGUACAUGGAGAUUCUAUUCAUAAAUUUAAAGAUACUGUAGAAACAACGAAUAAUUUUCCUCAUAGAUAUAAAGAGUCUGUAUUGCACAAAGACUCACCAUUGAAGAUCCUUAAGACUGGACAUUCAACAAUUAUGCAAAAUACUCGUUCUGAAUUAACUAUUGAACCAGUACAAAUACAAGGGAAAAAAAUGGAAAAUGCUAGUGAAUUAUCUUCUAAGCGAAAAGAAAUAACAAUAUCACCAAUCGAGAUGAAAAAAUCAAAAUUAGAAACGCAUUUGUCACAAAUUUUACCAGAAGUUACCAUACAACCAGUUAUAUCGAGAGAUCAAAAACAACUAUUAUUUGAUCCAAAAACAAGUUUAAUUAGUCGUCAACAAAUGAAUGUUAUAAGCCAAGAAAUUAGUAUUACACAAGUAAGACCAUCCAAACAAGUGGAUGUUUCUAUGAGUGAUAAACUAAAGGAUAUGUUAAGUAAAAAUGUUACUAAUUCUCCAAUUGGUUCAGAUUGUGAAAUAAUUGAACAUAGACCUGAAUUAAUAAUUGUUAAUGAAAAUUCAAACUCUAGUCAAGAUGUCAUGAUAAUAGAAGAAGUACCAGCAAUCCGAAUGCCUGAAGUUAAAAUGCCCAAAAAACGAGGCAGGCCACGUAGAAAUCCACUUCCACCACUGACACAUACUUCAACGCAAAUAUUGAUACCUCGAGAUCCAUUGGCUUUGGAUGAGGUAUCACAAGUUGUCCAACUAGAACAUAGAGAAAAUGAAAGACCUAGGAGAACAUGUAGAAAUCAAAAAAGUUAUGCACCACCUAAAAGAGGACGUGGUAGAGGUCGUGGAAAGAGAAAGUUAGACAAUUCAGAUCUUCCACUUAGUAAGAAGCCCAGAAUUGAACAAGAUUUGAAUGCAAUAGAAGCUUCUACAAUGGCUAUAAUUACUUUAGAUGAAUCUCCAAAACAAGAACAGCCCUUGAGGAAAUCAUCUGAAUUAUAUAAAGCUCUUAAACAACCCCCUAUAGAUAUAAAAAAUAUAAACACUAUAUGUAAAAUUGAAAAACAAUCUUUAUUAACAGUUCGAAAAGAUGGUGUAAAACAAAUGGAUAUUCCUAAAACUACAAUUUUAGAUUCUAAUGUUAAUACUCAAAUAGAAUCUGUUAUGGGAUCUGGUAUCGAAGAAGAAAAAUUAUUAGCAAAAUCAACAAUGGGAUCAACAUUAUUAGACUGUAAAGGUAAUGAAAGAGAAUUGAUAAAUAUAAUAUCUGAAAAAGAACAAAAAACUAUAGAAAAGACUCUUACUGAUAAAAUUGUUGAAAAAACAGUGGAAAAUGCAAAAUCUACUGGACAUGAAAGUAAGGAAAUGCUUAUACCUCCAGGACAUCCUAAUUGGUUAACACCAACAUCAAAAAGACAAACAGAAGCUACAUCCAAAAAUGAACCAGUGCCUUCUUUACAAGUUAUUGAUGAAGAAACAAGAAUGAGUGCAGAAUCUAAUUCAAGAUCUCAAACACCAGCUAGAAAUAUAUCAACACAAGCAUCUGAAACAAUAAUCAAUGAAGAAUCUCAAGGAAGUGUACUUAGUACUGCAACUACUGAAUCGGAGAAAGUAAAAGUAAAGAAUCGAAGAAUGGAAAUUAAUUUUGACCCUGAUGAAGGUCCCUUUACUGUUGACAAAAUAGCAGAAUAUGAGUGGCCUCUAGAUCGUAAAGGAGAAACAUUUAUGAUACAAGAACAAAUAUCACAAUAUUUAGGAGUGAAGUCGUUUAAAAGAAAAUAUCCAGAUUUAAAGCGCAGAAUGGUUGAUAUGGAAGAAAGAAAUUAUUUAAGAGAAAAUGGAUUAGUUAGUGAAGCAAUGUGCGAUAUGGGCUUAACAGCAGUUUGCAGUUCUGAAGUAUUAGAUGUAAUGUGUAGUGAUUUUCCUGAUCAAUAUGAGGAGUAUCGAAAACAUAUGCGAGAAAAACAAGUUAAAGAACAUUCCAAAAAGCAAAAAGAAUUAACAGCAGCAGCAAAUGCUGAAAGGAACAGAAUAGAUUUAGCAGAAAUGGCAAUACAGUCUGCUUUAUCGUGGAAUAUUAAUUUAAAUAAAUCACGUAAAGAAAACAGAAAAUGUAGCUUAGAUUUGCAGACUUUCACUAUUCAUGUGCCAAAGAAACACCACAAGUUUGAAACAGAUCGAAAGAUAAGUCAUUACCCUGUAGCUUUGAUACCAGGUCAAUAUACUGAUUAUUAUCGCGAAUAUACACCUGCUGAAUUGAGAUAUUAUCCUCUUAACACAGUUUUGUAUGGUCCUAUGCGGCCAAAUGAACGUAAGUUUGAUAGUCAAUCUGAAGGUUCACAAAGUGAUAGUGAUAGUGAUACUUCAACUGAUGAUUCAAGUUCCACCUCCAGUGAAGGAACACAAGAUACAGAAGGGUCUCAAUCAACAAUGGAUGAUGUAGAUAUGGAAAUAAGUAACCAAAAAGAAGAAACUAAAUUAAAAUGCAAAAUGUGCUUAAAAAUGUUAAAUAAACACGGCAAAAAUGAAAUAUUAAUACAAUGUGGAACUUGUAAUGGAAAUGUUCAUCCAUCAUGUAUAGAAUUAACACUAGAUAUGGUUCCACAUAUUCAAUCUUAUGCCUGGCAGUGUACUGACUGUAAAACAUGUGCACAAUGUCAUGAUCCAGCAGAUGAAGAUAAAAUGUUAUUUUGUGAUAUGUGUGAUCGUGGAUAUCACAUAUAUUGUGUUGGUCUUCGACGAGUACCUGUUGGAAGAUGGCACUGUCAAGAAUGUGCUGUGUGCGCAAAUUGUGGUUCAAAAGAACCUGGAGGUGCUAAUUCUGAUAGAAACAGUGUAGCACAAUGGCAACAUGAAUAUAAGAAGGGUGAUAAAAAUACUCGUGUUUAUGUUUCCACAUUGUGUGUUCCAUGCUCAAAGCUAUGGCGAAAGGGUCGCUAUUGCCCACACUGCAGUCGCUGUCAUACUGCCUCAAGACUCGACCUGGAGGCGAAUCUAGUGCAUUGCAGCGCAUGUGAUAAAUAUCUGCAUUUAGGUUGCGUGGAGACUAAAGGACUGGUAUUUGAUAAAAAGAAUUAUUUAUGUGAUUUCUGUGCUCCAAAUCGACAACCAUUAAUGAAACCCUUGGUAUCAAAAGUAUUCAAGACAUGAAAAAAUUAUAUCUUUAUGUAAACUGUAUUUUGUUCAUGUGAAUGACAAGCCUUAUAUUUUAAAACAUCAGAAGAUACUUGUUCGGCAAUAUAUAAUAUUAAGAAAUUAUCAUUUUUAUUCUCUGUUCAAUUUUUUAUGCUUGAAGCAAAAGCUGACUGUAUAUAUAUAUGUUUAUAUAAGUUAUAUAUUCUAUCUGUAAAAAUUUCUAAUUUUAUUGUAGAAUAAUAUGUACUUUUACUUAUCGCACUUGUAUAUUCAUUAAAAUUCGUCCAUAAUAUCAAAUAGUAAAACUAUAUUCUUUAUAAAAUAAUUCAAGCAUGUUGCCCAUAAUCAACAAAUAAGCACAUUAUAAGAUAUAAU
Vespa mandarinia (Asian giant hornet) is the source of this 9881-nucleotide messenger RNA. RefSeq names its product PHD finger protein enhancer of yellow 3 (gene e(y)3). Lineage: Eukaryota; Metazoa; Arthropoda; Insecta; Hymenoptera; Vespidae. The record is from RefSeq and is a predicted model, not a curated record.